Messenger RNA from Mytilus californianus (California mussel), 849 nucleotides. RefSeq lists its product as uncharacterized. Bases 1 to 849 code for a protein of 282 amino acids. The transcript is spliced from 4 exons. NCBI's taxonomy places the organism in Eukaryota, Metazoa, Mollusca, Bivalvia, Mytilida, Mytilidae. The record is from RefSeq and is a predicted model, not a curated record.
AUGAGAAGAAAGAAAGCAGAGAAGAUGAUGAGGAAGACAAUAAGUCCAAAGACAGUAACUACAGAUGCAACACAGAAUAAGAAAAAACGUGGCUUAGCUGUAGCUGAAAAAACUCACCCCCAAAAACCACCGGUUCUUAGAAAGGCAUCAACCAGUAGUGAGUCUGCAUAUAACCCGUUCGACGAUACGGACACGGAAGAUACAGAUCAGAUCACUAGCUGUGAUCAAGUAGCACCGACACAGAUUGCAAGGUCUAAGAAGAAAGGAAAAGAUCAUUCACAGUCAACUGAGAAAAAGAGAAAAAGACAUCCAGAUACUUCAGAUGGGGAGGAUGCAAGUGCAAGUUCACAACCAGAAAGUAAAAGGAGAAGAAAAGAAAUUCCGAGUCAGAAAAAGACAAAAACACCACGGGGAUUAGCACUUGCAAAGAAUUCUAAGCCAAAAAAACAACAAACCACACCCAAGGAGAAAAGUUGUGAAGAGGAUAGUUCAGAGGAGAAUCGUUGUGAAGAGAAUAGUUCAGAGAAGAAUAGUUGUGAAGAGAAUAGUUCAGAAGAGAAUAGUUCAGAAGAGAAUAGUUCAGAAGAGAAUAGUUCAGAAGAGAAUAGUUCAGAAGACAAUAGUUCAGGAAGCUCAAUGAUAAUAACUGAUGAUAGUGAUGAAGAAUCAGCUGAACAGGAGGAAAAAAAAGAGUAUUAUUUUGAGAAUGAAGAGAUAAAAGAGUUCAUCAAGGCAUCUGGUCAGGCAGGGAUUUCUAAGGAAGAAAGUUGGGAAAGCCCUAAGAUUCAAGGAAGACAUCAAGCUACUCAGCAAACAGAUUCGGAAAAAAAUCCAAACCAGAAAGACUAA